This is a messenger RNA of Arabidopsis thaliana (thale cress), 2813 nucleotides long. Its product is annotated as S-adenosyl-L-methionine-dependent methyltransferases superfamily protein. Bases 129 to 1754 code for a protein of 541 amino acids. NCBI's taxonomy places the organism in Eukaryota, Viridiplantae, Streptophyta, Magnoliopsida, Brassicales, Brassicaceae. Gene Ontology annotation, cellular component: nucleolus; nucleus. The transcript is spliced from 13 exons. Gene Ontology annotation, molecular function: methyltransferase activity; RNA binding; S-adenosylmethionine-dependent methyltransferase activity. The record is from RefSeq and is marked reviewed. Gene Ontology annotation, biological process: RNA processing.
CAAUCAAGCCCAUUAAGCAACUUUGCUCAUCCUCCAUCUUUACUAGAUUCUUCGACCUUGCUUCUCCUACCUCUGCAAUUCUGCUAAACCCUCACGGCGAUAAACCCUAAGUUGUAAAAACCGUAUCCAUGGCUGCUCUUACGCGUAACAAGAAGAAGGGUUCCAAUUCACAGACUCCGCCACUGAAUAAGCAGACUAAGGCGUCUCCGCUGAAGAAGGCGGCUAAAACCCAGAAGCCUCCAUUGAAGAAGCAGAGGAAAUGUAUUUCGGAGAAGAAGCCCCUCAAAAAGCCUGAAGUUUCCACAGACGAGGAAGAAGAAGAAGAAGAGAAUGAACAGUCUGAUGAAGGGUCUGAAUCAGGUUCUGAUUUGUUCUCUGAUGGUGAUGAAGAAGGAAACAAUGAUAGUGAUGAUGAUGAUGAUGAUGAUGAUGAUGAUGAUGAUGAUGAUGAGGAUGCAGAACCCUUAGCUGAAGACUUUCUCGAUGGUAGCGAUAAUGAGGAGGUAACCAUGGGUUCUGAUUUGGAUUCUGACUCUGGUGGAUCCAAACUCGAGAGGAAAUCUAGAGCUAUUGAUAGAAAACGUAAAAAGGAGGUACAAGAUGCAGACGAUGAAUUCAAGAUGAACAUUAAGGAGAAACCUGAUGAGUUUCAGCUACCAACCCAAAAGGAACUUGAAGAAGAGGCACGUCGGCCGCCAGAUCUUCCUAGCUUGCAAAUGAGGAUAAGAGAGAUUGUUAGAAUCCUGUCGAAUUUUAAGGACUUGAAGCCAAAAGGAGACAAGCACGAGAGGAAUGAUUAUGUUGGACAGCUUAAAGCUGAUCUUAGUUCUUACUACGGCUAUAAUGAGUUUCUUAUUGGAACUUUAAUUGAGAUGUUUCCUGUUGUUGAACUCAUGGAACUAAUCGAAGCUUUUGAAAAGAAAAGACCUACAUCUAUACGUACUAACACUCUUAAGACUCGAAGACGGGAUCUGGCUGAUAUACUUUUGAACAGAGGAGUUAAUCUAGACCCAUUAAGCAAGUGGUCAAAAGUUGGACUUAUCGUUUAUGAUUCACAAGUUCCGAUUGGUGCAACUCCUGAAUAUUUGGCAGGAUUCUAUAUGUUGCAAAGUGCUAGUUCGUUCUUGCCAGUGAUGGCCCUUGCUCCUCGAGAAAAAGAACGAGUUGUGGACAUGGCUGCUGCCCCUGGUGGUAAAACAACAUAUGUUGCUGCACUAAUGAAAAAUACAGGCAUAAUAUAUGCAAACGAGAUGAAAGUACCUAGGCUUAAGUCACUUUCUGCCAAUCUACAUCGCAUGGGAGUGACAAAUACCAUAGUUUGUAACUAUGACGGACGAGAGCUAACCAAAGUUUUAGGUCAGAGCUCGGUUGAUAGAGUAUUGCUGGAUGCUCCCUGCAGUGGAACUGGAGUUAUAUCAAAAGACGAAUCAGUUAAAACUUCCAAAAGUGCUGAUGACAUAAAGAAAUUUGCCCAUUUGCAAAAGCAACUUAUACUUGGUGCGAUUGAUUUGGUAGACGCCAAUUCCAAAACCGGUGGAUAUAUUGUUUACUCAACAUGUUCAGUUAUGAUACCCGAGGUUGGUGAACCAUACUUUUUCUGUUCCACUAUUUUUUUUUCCUGGCAUCUUCAUGUUUUCUCACUAGUUCUAUUUGUACAACAAAUUAUGCAGAACGAAGCUGUCAUCGAUUAUGCUCUGAAAAACAGGGAUGUUAAACUCGUUCCAUGUGGACUUGAUUUUGGCCGACCAGGGUAAUAUACAUUUUCAUCUGCAUUGAAAAAUUUCAUGAUUCGUCAUCUGAACACAAAUGUUUUGCUGCAUAUCUUCAGAUUUAGCAGUUUUAGAGAACACCGGUUCCACCCUUCUUUAGAGAAGACUAGACGUUUCUAUCCUCACGUGCACAACAUGGAUGGAUUCUUUGUUGCAAAGGUAUACACUUGGUUAACCUAUGAAUAGCUUUUCCCUGCAAAACAGAUGUUUUAUAAAAUAUGAAUAGUGAUUAAACCAACGAGGUAUUUACUUUUUCCUUUCUUUGUUCUGCAGCUGAAGAAGAUGAGCAAUGCAAUGCAGCCUUCAGGAAAUGAUGAGCCAGCUGUAACAAUGGAGCAAGCUCAGGUGUCGUCUAGUGAUGAUGAUGAUGAGAAAGCUGAGGCCAUUGAGGAGUUGGAGAAGCCACCUGUUGCCAGUGGGCAACCCAAGAGAGAGAGUAACACUAAAGAAGACACGAACAAACGAAAAAAUCCAAGGUCAAAGGAAAUUCACAAAGGCAAAAGGAAUAAAAACACAAAAACCGAAAGUGGUAAUGUGGAAGAACCCAGGAAGCAAAAGAAGAAGAGAUCACAAUGGAAGAAUGAGAUUGCUCAAGCUAGGGAAGAAAAAAGAAAAACCAUGAGAGAGAAUGCUAAGGAGACGCCAAAGCACAGGGGAUAAGAAUAGGUUUGAGAUCGUGAUGCAUCUUGAAGAGUAGAAUAUUUCGGUGUUCUGGCCAUGGCGAAGGACACAAGAAAAGAGGCUUCAUUGGCUGAGGCCAAGGUAUCUAUACAAUGGCUUUCUAGUUUUGAUUAAUUUACUGCGUAAAGAAAGGGUGACACCCACAUGGAUUAGCUGUUACAUGUCCAAAAGUUUUGUAUCAAUCACAUAACUUGAUUUUUGUGAGAGGCUGUUUCUAUUUUCCGUUUUCAAUUGGAGUUGUAAAAUUUAUUGAAAACAAAAACGAGUCCCUACUUUCUCUCACAAGUGUGUUUGAAAGGCUAUUCAUUUUUCUGCUCCUAGCAAUUAUUUAAUAAAAUACAUAAAUCUUGGAGGGUUGGGUCC